Molecule: messenger RNA, 7173 nt
Organism: Vollenhovia emeryi
Lineage: Eukaryota; Metazoa; Arthropoda; Insecta; Hymenoptera; Formicidae
Product: general transcription factor 3C polypeptide 1-like
Exons: 17
Coding region: 176-6931 (2251 amino acids)
Biological process (GO): transcription initiation at RNA polymerase III promoter; 5S class rRNA transcription by RNA polymerase III
Cellular component (GO): transcription factor TFIIIC complex
Molecular function (GO): DNA binding
Source: RefSeq, a predicted model, not a curated record
UUCCCCCACUACGUCGAAAAGUCACGUGAAAUUGCACCUUUAGGCCUGAGCUGACCGCCAUAUUGGCGUCAUUUCGAGCACGCUUUAUUCCACGAGUGUCCCGACCUGUGUAUAAGACCGUGGAAGCGGCUAUUGUAUUUAUUACUUUGAGGUUUAUCGCUGUUCUUACCGAAGCAUGGCUUCUCCGUCGUGUAAUUUAGUGGAGUCGAUCAUCGACGAGGUUGCCUUGGAGGGAUUAGACGGCAUUACUUUACAAGCUUUGUGGCUGCGACUAUCAAACAGACUCAAUAAUCCGCUACCAUUCCCCAAGCCGUUCAUGGAACAGGUAUGGUUAAUAUGCAGGAAAGUAAAGGACCUUCAGUUUUACCAAUUGGAGACGCCCAGAGAACCGCUUGUGAUAUUCGAUCGUUACGAGUACGUAAAUGACGAUCUCGGCACUAUACAAGAACCGUCAAGCGUCCCGCCAGAUAUUUAUCCUCACUGUCCUAUCCAAGAUCCCAAGACAGGUAUAAGGGGAUCUUGUGCCACAUAUAAUACAAGGAAAGACAUCAAAGACGAAGUGAAGAAUGCAAGCCUGGACGAGGUGACAGAGAGGUAUGGGCUGAGUCUGGUGAUCGUGGCAGCCCAGUCAAUUAGGACACGAGCAUUGAUGGGCCACGACGUGAGUUCAACGCUUGAGCUGACGAUCAUGCAUUACUGCUUCUUGGAGAGAGUGGGUCGAGCUCGUUACCACGGCGAGGUCACUCAAGGCAAGCUCAGCUUGGCUGCGCUCAAGGAGGACCCGAAAACCCUGUUCUAUCAUCGAAAGUUUCUGCUGCAUCACAAGCUUAUUACGAAGCAGGGCCAUCAUCAGAAGAGCGCCGGCCACAGUGGCAGCGGUAGCCUCCUGCAUCUGCCCCGCUUCUACGUGGAACGAAAGCCGAAGAUGCUCUACCUGGCGGAGCAGGUGCUCGACAUUCUACGAUCCAAGAAGGACGGCGCGGCCGAGUACGACGAGAUUAAGAAGAAGCUCGGAAUCGAAAAUGCUAUCAAGAAGCUGUUUAGAUCCGCUUACUUUCAAAAAAUCGUAAAGACGGACAUCUGCGUGCCGUAUAGAACUUUGUAUCCCAAUGCCGAGCCCAACGAGUGGCGACAGAAGCAGGACCCUUCGAAGGAGAAAAACAUUAGAGUCGUGCAGUUGAUGUAUCCGGACGCCAACAUUAAUGAUAUGUGGAAUAAGGAGGAGAAAGAUGACGAUGAAGACAUCAUUGAGGUGAAUGUGUCUGAUCACAAGUUUAAUGUUCCUUGUCUCAAACAAGCAAACUAUAUCAUUGAGGCCAGUCGAUUCGAAGGCAUAUCUCAAGCUGAGUUGGGACACAAGAUGGGUCUGACCAAAUUACAAUCCAGGUCAUUUCUGAGGAAUAUGGUAAAAGCGCGUAUCAUCGCAACGUACAUGAACGACAUAGGCCGGCAGCGGAUUACAAAGUAUGUCGCGAAGAAAUUCGAGAAGAACAGCACAAUGAGUAAGCAGUUUAACAAAGAAGUGCACAAGAUCAAGGAACUCACCAAGAAACUGACCAGCAAGAAUGAAGCGACCUUGCAAACGGAAAACGAACAGCAUCCCGCGGUCCCCGAAGACGACCAGACGAAUCAACGACAACUCUGUUUUGAUCAUAACGUUGAUAAGAUGGAAACUAAUACGGUCCUUGAUAUAGACAAAAGUAAAGAGGAAAAUAAAUGUGUCGAUGCAAAUUGUGCUAGAAAGGAAACGGAAUUGAAGAAUUUGUUUUAUGUUGUUAAUAGAAUCUUGCGUAAAUAUAAAUUGUCCAAAUUUCGAUCAAAGUACAGACUUACAACGUCGAAAUCUUUAUUAACGAAGACCAGCAAGCCCGAUAUCAGCGCCAAGGAGCAGAAGGCGAAGCUCGACGUUUCGCUCACGUCUAUGGAGCUAAUCGCAGCUGAUGCCAGAGCCACGUCGUUUUAUAAUAGCAUAAAGACAAAUUUGACAGCGCAAAAACCCGUUCGCACCGGCAAGGGUGUCAGCGAAGUUUUCGGUUUUAUGGAAGUCGUGCAGAACAGCGAGAAAAAGAAAGUUACAUACAGAUUGUUAAAGCGUGCCAAUAUGAUAAUCGAAGCAGUGAAGGAGCACCAAGUGAUUGAUGACACGGCAAAACUCAUGAAGAUGAUCUAUAAGGAGGAAAAGGAUGAGAAUUACGUUGUGAAGAUUGACAAGAAGUCUCUUAUCAGGCUGCUGCAGAAGCUUGCCAAGGACAAUCUUGUGAAGAACAUCAAGUUGACCUUGAGUGCAAAUGGACGUGAGAAGAACUUGAUGUUCAUUUGCGAUCCCAACAUCGAUACGGAUCAUACCGUCAUUAAGUCGGCCGUCGAGCAAGCAAAGGUCAAGUUCUGCUUAUUAGCGUCUCAGAAGGCAAAGGUGGUCUCGAAGAAAACGGUGGACAAGCACGACAAAGUGGAUAAGGCGGACAAGACGUCGUCGGGCUCGAAGGAACAAUUGCAGGAGCUCAACAAGACCGCGUCCAAAUUGCGCUCCGCGAACUACAAGUACGACGCCAAGGCUGGCAAGCGCUACGGUCUCAGCCCGAAAUUCAUCAGGAUGCGAACAAUGCACGUACUGCUUUUCUACCUGGUCUACGAUCAUCCCGGCGUGCCGAAAUUAUCUCAGCAGGAACAGGUGAAGAUUCUCAAGUUUAACGGAUACGAAAUCGACGACGACCUCGUGCAGGAGUUCAGUACUAUUUACAACAGCGAAGUAAGCUGGAAGAUGUUCAUCCCGCCCUUACCUAAGCACAGUGGAUGGCCCGAAGGCUGGACGCUGAUGUGCGACGUACUGCUAGGGCUGCCUCUGUCGAUUUUCACCAAGAUACACAAUAUCACCUUCCAGAUCCCGGAGUUGGAGCACUAUUUGAGCCACCCAAUCAGAAAGCAUUAUCUAGUUAAAAACCUCCCGGUCACCAUACGCAAUACUCUCCUGCAUGCGCGCAAGUAUAUAUUCAAUAUCCACGACACGAUAACCAGACUGGGCUAUAUCGGCCUGGUGCAGUUUGGUCCACAGCGGCUGAAAGAUAAAGAUCAGGUGUUUAUCUACGUGAACCGGCGCACGGAAUUGAUGGAUACGACCUCUUCGGCGCCGGGCUAUCACAAGAUCGAGGACAAGACGUACCCGGUGACUAAAUAUCUCUUCGAAAGCACGCAGGUCGUGGAGAAAUACUGGUACGAUAUGUGGACUAUCUGCGUUAAUACUCUACUUGGCGGUAGACUGGUGGUACACGGCAAAGAUAUUCUACUUGAGGAUUUAAGCAAGAAGAGUGCCAUGAUAGAGGCGGUUGCGGCGUGUCUUCCCAAAGACUCCGCAAAAAGAGACACCGGCGCGGUUCCGGGAGAUCGUAAGGGAGCGGCUGGUGUCGACUCAGCUCUCUUUGCGCAUCUGAAACGUAAUUGGAACUGGUCAAUCAAUUAUUCUAUGCAUCAGCAGACUUCUAGGAAUCAGGGAAAAUCCAGCACAGGUCAACGGGAUUUGCAUCUGUCGAAGAUUCAAGCGAAACCAGUCAAGUUCACGGAGUACGAUGGCCUGAAGAAGAUAUCAGGGCCGCCACCGCCGGCUACCGUCAACGCGAGUGAUUUGCAGAAAAAAGUGUACGACCAUCUCAGCACCGGCGGACGGAAGAACAAGGCUCUGCCGUCGCAUCAGUCCAGCAAGCAGAAGUCCUUCGUGCGGCGCGUGAUGCCGCGCAAGAAGAGCGUACGGAAGCCUCGUCUCAAGUACGACGAGGACGACUAUCGGGCGAUGCAACGGAUGGAGAAGCUGCGGGUGGACUGGGAAUCGCACGAGGACAACAUCCUGCUGGUGUGCAAGGUGGCGACGACCUACCUGUCGCCGAAUCCGCGCAAGCAGGUGGUGAGCUUCAUAGCGGUGCGAGACGUGUUGCGAACGUUCUCUUACAACUCGUACAACAAGACCUCGCGCGCCUGUCAACGCCGAUUGAUGUACAUGCUGCGACAGCCACGCACGGUCAACAGCGUCGCGCUUGGCGUCGAGGAGAUCAAGCAGGACCCGUUUGUCGACAAGCGAUACGGCGGCACCAUGGACAGGCUGAAAGGCGAGUGUUCGAGCUCGGCGGAGUACGAGAAGCGGGUGACGGAUGUUUUCAAGGAGCUCGUUGGCUACAUCGUUAAGAAGUAUUACGACAUUGCGGAGAUUAAACCGAAGAAACAUAUGGCGAUGCCGAAGACCGUGCAGGAGUUUAAUCUUCUCUUCGAGGUGGUUCACCCGAUGAAGCCACGUCACAAUCAGGGCUUCACGAAGGACGUGCGAAACACAAACGAUAUUCAUUCGGCGACUAUCAAUUCUGUUAUACACAGCUCCAUGUGUUGUGGAAAGGACAGACGUUCUUGGGCUUAUCAACUCUUCAAGGUAUACCAACACUUUUCGGAGGUCCUUUUGAAGCAAGCGAUGAAUAAGAUCAGAUCGGAUCAGAUGGUGACUGUAAAGAAGCACCACUUGGCGACUAUUAAGAAGUACGGAAAUUGCAUGCCGAUGAGCAGCUCGCAGUAUCAACUCAGUAUUAACUACAUCUACAAGUUCCAGACCAAGUGGACUUAUGAUGUCUUCAAGGAGACCUACGAUGUUUUCGUGAGAUUACUGCAGUGGUAUUCAGAGCACAGAAGCACCGUCCCCACGGUGAAACGGGAAACGGUGUAUGAUGGUAUUGAGAUUCCGGUUUCCAGCGGCAUCGUCACCAUCGCGCAUGAUCUUCUAGCACGCGGUCAAAUCGACUUCGACAUCGAGAUGCCAGACCAAAUCAUCAUGUUGGACGCGAGAUACCAAGGCAAGGACGAGACCUAUUUCAGGGUUGCCCAAAGAUAUCAAGAUAUUUUGACGAGACUUUAUCGCUUUAAAUUCGAGAACGUUGAUGCUCAGAACGCUGGAAUUCCUGAGCCUGAAACGAAAGAAAUUUCUCAUAAAACGCAAGAAGGUUCUUUGAAAAAAAGGAGAUCCGUCGGAGACAGAGAUCCUGAAGAACCAAUGCCGAAGAUCUCUCGUAAAAACGAGGAAAGUAACGGAAGAAAACAAAAGAGCCAAGCUCAGCAAAAUAAAGAUACAUUGCUCGAGGGGAAGCUAUCGCUUUACGAAAGCGACAAGGGCAAAGAGACGAAUUCGAAGAAUCGUCCUCACGAACAAAGUGGAAGGAAAACUCGUGUAUCAAGAAAGAAAUCUGCCAAUAUUGAAGAGGAUUCCAUGGACUACGAAGAGCCAUUCUCGAAAAGAGCAAGACUAAGCUUCGAGGACUCGAUGGAUCUCGAGGACUUGGAAGAAAGCGAGGAAUCGAAAUUCUUCGAGGAGGAAUUGUGCGAAGCUUUUCGAGAAUGCACCGAAAAAGUACUUCCGGAUAGCUCCAAGUCUCUUACAUUGAUGAAUGAAUUAAGGGAGCAGAUAAAAGAAGAAGCUUCUUCGACAAUGCCGAACGAUAUGACCAAUGUGACUUCGAUUCCUCGACGUGUCAGCGAGAUUAUUAGGAACAUAUUACCUGAAACGAGUUACUUCAAUUCUGACAAGGCGAAAAAUUCGAGCGAAAUCCAAAAGAGAUACACCAGAAUAGCCAUGCUGAGGAUGAGAGAAGAGCUGAACGAUCUCUCGGUAACGGACAGUCAUCACGCGCACGAGUUCUUCGUGGUCAAUAGCUUCAGAGUGUUUUAUAGCUUGGAAACAUCGCCGUCGAUAGCAUCCGCGUCGUUAAAUGAUAUUGAGAAUUUUAAAGGUCACUCAGUGCCUAGCCAAUUAGUGCCGUUGAAGAUCGAGACUGUAAAUGAUUUUCUCGGCGAAUUAAAUCGGACUGCCACUUUUCCAAAGACCGUUCUCUCUUACACAAACUACAAGAAGAACGUGAUUGUAUCCAAAAAGAAGGAAGUAACAGUCAACUGGAAAUACGUCGACGCGGUGUACGAGUUCGUCCAGGAGAAGAAAGAAAUCGGCGCUUGCUCGCAGGAAUUACUGGAUAUGUUCUUUGCUGAGCAAGGAGAGGAUUUGUACAAGGUCAUUUCGCUUUUAACAGAUAAUAAUAUAUUUUUACGCUCUGGCGUCAUCAAACCACGCUAUAUCCAUCAUCGUUACGUGGAUCCUUGGCUGAUUCAGUCCUGCAAGAUAAAUCGCCUUGAACAGGAGUCUCUAGUGCCGUUCAAGGAUAGUAUAUAUGCCACGAUGCAGCAGGGAGACGCAACUGAGACAAACGCUGAGGCGGAUGCGAAAGAUACAAAUCUCCACAAUGAAGAAGAAGAUACAAGUGAAAAACAUGAAACAGAUAGUGCGGUACCAUCGACAUCAUCGGAAACCAACCAAGAAGUCAAAGAGGAAAACAGCAAAAAGGCGGACAAUGACUUAAAUAAUGAGGAAGAUGACAUGAAGAAAGAUAGCGAGAUCAACGAGGAGAGCAGUCCACGUACAAGGAAAAGGACUUAUAAGCAAAAGAUGCGGUUACUUCCACAAAAGGACGUGUACAAAUCUGCGCAGCAAAUAGAUUUCUCACAUUCCGAGGAAAUAAAAGUCCUGAUAAAGCCAUGGAUACGUAUAGACGGCGUGCUGAAUCGCAAAGUUUUAGAUCGAAUGUUAGGCGCGGUUCUGAGUUACUGCUUGCUCCAUCCUGGGCUCACGAUGUCAAAAGUGCAAAGCAGAUUCGUCCCUGCCCUACAACCCUUUCACACGCGCGAAUUGCUCGAGAUGCUAAUCAAAUUGGGAUGUUUGGAGAGUAAGCUCUUGAAGAGAACACGAGUUACUCUGUUCUCUCCACCGCCUGAAAUUAACAUCAGUGAUCUAACUGCAGAUACCGUUGGUUGGUCCGCCGAAGAUGAAAUAGUAUUCGAACCUAAAAUAGAUGCCAUAAUGAAAUUCAGCAUAUUUUUGAGUACGAGAACAUACAGCACAGAUUUUAUGCCGUAAUUAUGUGUAAAUUUAUCUGUAUUACACACCCUGUAUAACCAUUAUAUAUAUUAUUUUAUUUUUAUACUAAAGAUUUAAUUUUUAAGUAUAAAAUAAUAUUUAUGCAAAGACUGGAAUAUGUUGAGAGCAGCAUACGAGGUUAAUACAAAGAAUGUAUUAUACAAUAUAAAUAUAGAUAUUUUUUUAUUUGUGUAUAGGCAGGAUUAGAAAAACACUGUUUUCAAAUAAAGUUAUUAGGAUAA